AUGGCAACGUUUAAAUCUCAUAUAACGGUUCGACGACAUUCACAACGAGAAGAUUUUGCCCAUGUUCCGCCUGUGCUUACUAUCAAGCGAAUUUAUAACAAGUUUCUUGAAACAGGUUCGGUAAAAUAUCGUGAUAAUCCACAACGGCCAGCUGCUACAACGACGAAAAAGAUAAAUGAAAUUGCUGAAAUUUUAGCAACAACGCCUAUCAAUAGCGUUCGUCUUGUUUCACAACAAGUGAACUUGUCAAAAUUUGUCGUUCAUCGUACAAUGUGA
Messenger RNA from Rotaria sp. Silwood2, 276 nucleotides. NCBI's taxonomy places the organism in Eukaryota, Metazoa, Rotifera, Eurotatoria, Philodinida, Philodinidae. The record is from the annotation of a GenBank genome assembly.